Messenger RNA from Pygocentrus nattereri (red-bellied piranha), 567 nucleotides. RefSeq names its product prokineticin 2 (gene prok2). Lineage: Eukaryota; Metazoa; Chordata; Actinopteri; Characiformes; Serrasalmidae. Bases 143 to 466 code for a protein of 107 amino acids. The transcript is spliced from 3 exons. The record is from RefSeq and is a predicted model, not a curated record.
GCUCCAACCAGCCUCGCACGCUUACGCUACAAGGCAGUCGUUUUCAGCGUCCACCUUGAAAAUAAACGUUGAAAAUAUUGGAAUUCAUUUUUUGUCAAAUCCUGCAUCGUUUUAGUGCUUGGAGAGAAAUCCGAGGAGCACCAUGAAGUCCAUCUUUUUUCUCGUCUUCUGUCUGGUUUUGGGGUCAUACGGCUCUUGUGCGGUCAUAACAGGGGCCUGUGAGCAAGAUUCUCAGUGUGGUGGAGGGAUGUGCUGUGCGGUCAGUCUCUGGAUACGCAGUCUGCGGAUGUGUACACCUAUGGGGCUGGAGGGGGAAGAGUGCCAUCCUAUGAGCCACAAGGUUCCGUUCAAUGGGAAGAGGCUCCACCACACGUGUCCAUGUUUGCCAAACCUGGCCUGCAUCAAUACAUUAGAAGGCAAAUCUAAAUGUCUGCCACCGAACAAGUCCCAAGACUAUUAUCUCUGAAAGAUCUGUAUGAUUAUAUGUGUGGAGGACUGUAUAAAAUGUACAGUGUCAUUGUUCUGUCUAAAUAAUGUAUGGAAAUAUAACUAUUUAUUGAAUGAAAA